Molecule: messenger RNA, 1695 nt
Organism: Gamsiella multidivaricata
Lineage: Eukaryota; Fungi; Mortierellomycota; Mortierellomycetes; Mortierellales; Mortierellaceae
Product: adenosine deaminase/editase
Exons: 5
Coding region: 69-1676 (535 amino acids)
Biological process (GO): RNA processing
Molecular function (GO): adenosine deaminase activity; RNA binding
Source: RefSeq, a predicted model, not a curated record
ACAACCAACAUUUGAACAUCGCCACGGUAUCUUUCUCGUUCUUUCUCCACCGAACUUUUACCCAAGAAAUGCCUCGGUAUCCAUCGCAGGAAUUGAUUCAUGGGAUAGCACGGGAGUGCCAUGACCAGUUCAAUAGACUGCCAAAGCACGGAAAACCAUCCAGAAAGAGCAAUGGCCAGGCAGAAUGGACUAUACUUGCGGGAAUAGUUCUUGCCACUCCUACCGCACCGGCUUUGAGCAAGAUCUCAGAUAUCAAUGGCGGCACAUGUCUGGACAACACAGAUGAGCCAGAUGAAUCCUGGGAGGUCGAAUGUAUAUCACUGGCUACGGGAAGUAGAUGUUUGCCUCAGGGCAAGCUGAGUCCUCGGGGUGAUUUAGUAAAUGAUUGUCAUGCGGAAGUUCUAGCACGUCGAGGAUUCAACAAGUGGUGCCUCUCGGAAAUGCAAGCCUGUAUUAGUUAUCCCGAAAACAUGGCCAACAGAUUUCGAUACCUUGGGAAUCAGGAUACUCCAUUAAACAAAGGACCUCUUUUCCAGCUCGCGGAUCCGAGGACCCAGUUUCAUCUUUAUGUCAGUCAAGCCCCCUGUGGUGAUGCUACAACAUCCAGUCUCGCUCAGACCCAAACAGAGGAGUCCAGGAACGCGUUCAUGAACGGCCAGCAAGCACGGGUUAAGACACAACAGGCACAGGCACCGCCAGCUGGAAUCGAAGACAGGCAGGGGCAUGAUCAGGGUGCCCAGUCUUUACGAACGAAACGUCCACUUGAUUCGACAGAGAUUGAGGCUAUAGAUCUAUCAUCUCCUCCUCCUCCAAAACAAACAAAGCUGGAUAUGCCUUCAGUCGGGUCAACACAGUCUCAACAAACAUGCCACCACGCCCUUGGAUUUCGACGCGGGCGCAUUGACUAUGAUUCCGUGGGCGUGCUGCGGACGAAACCAGGAAGAGUCGACUCUGAACCAACAGCAUCCAUGUCCUGCUCAGACAAGAUUGCGCGCUGGAAUGUCCUUGGACUGACUUCCGCAUUGGUGGCGCCGUUUCUAGGGUCGAUCUACCUACAGUCCGUCAUUGCUCGUGAACUAUUUGAUGCUACUGCUCUGGACAGGGCACUAAACGAGAGAAUUAAGAGCUGCGAGUGCACAGCCGGCCCAGCUGUAUCUGAUCCUGAUAGCGGAUCAUAUCAUUUCCAUCGGGUUCAAGUCUACCAGAGCCCCGCCUCGUUUGAAUUUGGCAAGGAAGCGGUAUCAGCACGAAGCGAAAAAGAAGGCAUUACGGUCCCUCCCGUUGCCUGCUCCACAAGUAUUUCAUGGAUUGCUUCUGAACCAUCGACUGCAGAAGUCCUUGUCAAUGGGUGCAAAGCUGGGGCCUCGGCCAAGCAACCUUUGCAGCCAAAGUCCCGGAGUAGGGUCUGCAAAAUCAACAUGUUUAAAAGCAGCGCCGAUCUUUGGAACUGCCUUCCAGAGUCAGCGUCAAGGCGAAUGGAGAAACGCGACCUUGUUUGCAGUAUGAGGGUAUCUUUGAAGGCCGAUAGUAUUUCCUAUGGCGAAUGGAAGACUCUUGCCAAGGAUCAUGUUGCUAGCAAGGAGCGCCUAUUCAGUAAUAUCUUUCGGCAUUGGAUUAGAAGCGAUAAAUCGCUGGAGCUGUUCAACAUCAAUGGUAAUUCUCUAAUAAAGCCGUGAGGCAUAUGCCAGCCGCGCC